Messenger RNA from Mesoplodon densirostris (Blainville's beaked whale), 894 nucleotides. It is a transcript of the gene SNRNP27, whose product is annotated as small nuclear ribonucleoprotein U4/U6.U5 subunit 27. The record is from RefSeq and is a predicted model, not a curated record. The coding region runs from base 74 to 541 and encodes 155 amino acids. Lineage: Eukaryota; Metazoa; Chordata; Mammalia; Artiodactyla; Ziphiidae. The transcript is spliced from 6 exons. Gene Ontology annotation, biological process: RNA splicing. Gene Ontology annotation, cellular component: precatalytic spliceosome.
CUCAGUUCCCAGCCCUCCCGGAAGUUGUUGCACAGUCGUUUCCGGGGCGGUGUGAGGUUGGGGAGGACUCCGAAUGGGUCGCAGCCGCAGCCGGUCCCCGCGGAGGGAGCGUAGGCGGUCCCGGUCCACCUCCCGAGAGAGAGAACGCAGGCGCCGAGAAAGGUCCCGGUCACGAGAGCGAGAUCGGAGAAGAAGCCGCUCUCGAUCCCCGCACAGAAGACGUUCCAGGUCCCCAAGACGACAUAGAUCCACAUCUCCUUCCCCUUCUCGACUAAAAGAAAGAAGAGAUGAGGAGAAGAAAGAAACAAAAGAAACAAAGAGCAAAGAACGUCAGAUAACUGAGGAAGACUUGGAGGGCAAAACAGAGGAAGAAAUAGAAAUGAUGAAGUUAAUGGGAUUUGCCUCCUUUGACUCCACAAAAGGGAAAAAGGUGGAUGGCUCUGUAAAUGCCUAUGCCAUAAAUGUGUCUCAGAAGAGGAAGUAUAGGCAGUACAUGAAUCGAAAAGGUGGAUUCAACAGACCUUUGGAUUUCAUUGCAUGAGAAUUGAAAUAUUGAAGAAUGAUUUUUUUCCCCUCACCUUGAUCAGAACAGUGGAUUUUGUAUUUUGUAUUUAAUAUUCAUCAAAACGGGAUCACAGUCCCUCCUCCUUGUAAAGUAAGAAAAUUUUAUUUAUGAUGUGUGUAGUCCACUUACCCUGCCUCAAAAAAAGGUCAAAUACUACAUUUUUUUCCUUUAGGAAAUUUCAUUUGGGGCAAUCAUCAACCCCAUUUUUUUGUCCUUAUUCCUAUGGAAACUGUAUAUGUCUUCUUCUUGGAUGCUCUUUAUGACUUUUUAAAACACAUAAGAGUAAUUUGGAAGUAAGUUUCUCAAAUAAAACAAUAUUUUUACCCUUU